Messenger RNA from Symbiodinium sp. CCMP2456, 636 nucleotides. The record is from the annotation of a GenBank genome assembly. NCBI's taxonomy places the organism in Eukaryota, Dinophyceae, Suessiales, Symbiodiniaceae.
AUGAUGCUCCGCGUAUGGAAGCUAUCAGGUGAAGAGCUUGCUGCCAUAGAAAAGGAAAGAUUCGGUGGUGAGAGGACAGUGAAAGAGCUGAAACAUCUUCUUCAGCAGGUUCAUGGUUUCCCUGUAUGCAUGCAGCAGCUCGUGCGGGACGGUGCUACAUUGGAUGAUAUUGCCGAGCUCGAAUUUCCCGGUCAUCUGCAGUUGGUUCUGCUGCCUGCCACCGGUGCCCUCACGCCUAUGGUUGAAAGCGCAUUCUACGAUGCAUGUGCGCGAGAGCAAGUUGAGGCGGUGCGUUCGAUACUUCAGACUGGUGUCCGGCCAUGCAGGAUGAGAGACACACUCAUGUCUGCGUGCCUGAACAAUCGCGUUGAGAUUGCUCGUUUGAUUGUGGAAGCUGAUCCGACUACUAGCGAUUAUCGAGCAUGGCGGGGUGGCCAAACAGCUUUGCUUGAAGCAGCGCACAAAGGCAACGAUGAGAUCGUGCGUCUGCUGUUGGAAGCUGGUGCCAGCAAAGACUUGACCAAUGACCGUGGGCAGACAGCUCUCAUUCGUUCAUGUGAGAGAGGCCACCUCGAGGUCACACGCAUCCUUCUGAAGGCUGGUGCCGAAACUGGGCUUUGGAGUACCAUACUUUAA